This is a messenger RNA of Cyanistes caeruleus (blue tit), 2672 nucleotides long. It is a transcript of the gene KCNG4, whose product is annotated as potassium voltage-gated channel modifier subfamily G member 4. Gene Ontology annotation, molecular function: delayed rectifier potassium channel activity. Gene Ontology annotation, cellular component: membrane; voltage-gated potassium channel complex. Gene Ontology annotation, biological process: protein homooligomerization; action potential; potassium ion transmembrane transport. The record is from RefSeq and is a predicted model, not a curated record. Lineage: Eukaryota; Metazoa; Chordata; Aves; Passeriformes; Paridae.
GGACCACAGUGACAGUCCCGGGGGAAGGAGAGGAGGGACAGGGAGAGGGCAGGAUCCACCAGCUCUCCCCAGCAUCUCCCAGCAGAGGAGCUGCCCCUCGGGACACCUCAGCACAACAUAUGUUACAUCAACACACACGCCUGCUUUCCCCUUCCAGGAAAGAAGCGGAGGAGGGAAGAGACGGCCAGCUCCAGCGUGCUGCAGGGAUUUUCCGUGUGAUCCAUCCCGGAGCAUGUUCCCAGGAGCUGCUGCCGGACCCUGCCCCGUGUGCGGCAUGUGAGCAUCACCCGCGGGGCAGCCGCUCCGCCCUGCCGAUCCCCCCGCUCUGAUGCCGUUCUGGAUGUCCCGGUGAGAACUCUUAGAGAUGCCUAUUCUCUCCAGAGGCAGUGACCAAGACUAUAGCAACAUCAGCUACAACUCCUGCAAUUCCUUGAGCCACUUCCUUCCCAUCUGCGUGGAAACCCCUUCUGUCAAGGGGGUCCAUUACCAGAGAGCCAGGAGGAUUUACCACCCGGACCAAGCGUCUGCAGCCGAUCUAAAGACAGAGAUCAUGAUCAAUGUAGGAGGCAUCAAGUACCUGCUGCCUUGGAGUACUUUAGAUGAGUUUCCCCUGACCAGACUGAGCAAACUAAAGCUUUGCAGCAGCUACGAAGAAAUCAUCCAGCUGUGCGACGAUUACGAUGAAGACACCCACGAGUUCUUCUUUGACAGGAACCCCAACGCGUUUGGGAUGAUCGUCAGCUUCCUAGCAGCAGGGAAGCUGAUGCUCUUGAGAGACAUGUGUGCCUUGUCUUUCCAGGAGGAGCUGAGGUACUGGGGCAUUGAGGAAUCCAACCUGGAGAACUGCUGCUUUCGGAAACUGUUCCAGAAACUGCAGGAGCUGGCCGAGAUCCGCAAGGAAGAGGAGCUCCGGAGGAGCAAGGAAGCCUCGUGCGUCUUGGAUGAGAAAACCAGAUUUGGGCAGUUCAUGAACAGACUCCGAGAUAUGGUGGAAAAUCCCCAGUCAGGACUGCCAGGCAAAGUCUUUGCUUGUCUCUCCAUCCUCUUUGUGGCCACCACAGCUGUCAGCCUUUGUGUGAGCACAAUGCCAGACUUGAGAGCUGAAGAGGACAGGGGUGAGUGUUCCCAGAAGUGCUAUUACAUCUUCGUCAUCGAGACCAUCUGCGUGGCUUGGUUCUCCCUGGAGUUCUGCCUGCGGUUCAUCCAGGCCAGGAGCAAGUGUCAGUUCUUCAAAGGACCCCUGAACAUCAUUGACUUCAUGGCCAUUUCCCCCUACUACGUCUCCCUCAUCUUCUCCGAGGAUGACUCCAGCGAGGAGGAGGACAGGCCGAGCAGCAACACCUACCUGGAGAAGGUGGGCUUGGUGCUACGGGUUUUACGUGCCUUGAGGAUCCUGUACGUCAUGCGCCUUGCCCGCCACUCCCUGGGGCUGCAGACGCUGGGGCUCACCGUGCGCAAGUGCACGCGGGAAUUCGGGCUGCUGCUGCUCUUCCUGUGCGUGGCCGUCACCCUCUUCUCCCCGCUGGUGUACCUGGCCGAGAACGAGUCGGGCAGGGUGCUGGAGUUCACCAGCAUCCCCGCCUCCUACUGGUGGGCCAUCAUCUCCAUGACCACCGUGGGCUACGGGGACAUGGUGCCGCGGAGCGUGCCGGGCCAGAUGGUGGCUCUCAGCAGCAUCCUCAGCGGGAUCCUCAUCAUGUCCUUCCCCGCAACCUCGAUAUUCCACACCUUCUCCCACUCCUACUCCGAGCUGCGCAAGGAGCACGAGCGGCUGCAGUCGCGGCUGAGCCGAGCGAAGAGCGCCAAUCGCUCCGGGGAGAGCGACACCUUCAACGAGACUGACAGCCUGAUCCUGGAUGGCCAGGUGUCCCCCAUCAAACACAUCCCCACAGGGAACUGAGCCUGGUGUCCCCCAUCAAACACAUCCCCACAGGGAACUGAGCCUGGUGUCCCCCAUCAAACACAUCCCCACAGGGAACUGAGCCUGGCCUGGGGCAUUCCCAAAAACAACCACAGAAAUGUGCACAUGUGUGCAUCAGCAAAAUACACGAAGCAAAGCAACAACACAGGUUACAGUGCUGUCCUCUCCCUGGCAUAGGUAUAAGGAGCAGCCAACCCAACAGAGCCAGCUCCAAAAAAUCCCCGUGGAGCUGGAGGCUGGGAGAAUGUAAACAAGAGUUUAUUCCAUGAUAAAUGCUCAUUCUUCUCUAUGACUACUCAGAAUAAACUUUGUCUCUGCCGCUGAUGCAUCUUGCUGAAUACCUAGUAGUGAAGGAGUAACAAACAAACAAACCAGCUUCUGCUGGUACAAACACACUCUUUAUUCCAUUUGCCUUUGAGUUCCCAGUGCUCUCACAGUGAGUAUGCUGAGCCAGGCGUUAGGACACGUUUUUUCAGUGCUACACACCAGUGUAUCCACAGCUCAUCCACCAGGCAUACAGAUACAAAUCCAAAUUCUGUAUUUAAGGCCAGUAACAAGCUUAAAACCGCUGUAUGUGACAGCUUUCAAAGUUUGCCUGUAGCCAGACGAUCAACCUGUACCCACCAAAUUGCACUGCUUUGUGUAAUACACAUACUGUUUGCAAGAGCAUUUGCUUGAAAGGCAGUUGUGGUCUGCAGACUAAACAUAUCAUACUAGACAGCAAAAGUCUUCAAAUUUCUUUUUCAUAUAA